Molecule: messenger RNA, 3769 nt
Organism: Cataglyphis hispanica
Lineage: Eukaryota; Metazoa; Arthropoda; Insecta; Hymenoptera; Formicidae
Gene: trp
Product: transient receptor potential protein
Exons: 18
Coding region: 117-3464 (1115 amino acids)
Biological process (GO): regulation of cytosolic calcium ion concentration; manganese ion transport; calcium ion transmembrane transport
Cellular component (GO): membrane; cation channel complex
Molecular function (GO): protein binding; inositol 1,4,5 trisphosphate binding; store-operated calcium channel activity
Source: RefSeq, a predicted model, not a curated record
GACAGCCUCGUAAGGCUUCGCCGAACCACAUGCGUAGACGCGAUCAUACAGUCUAGGUUUAGCAUUUCUUGUGCAAGCAUGCUAACAUUGACGUAGGAAAAAAAUUCACCUCAAAAAUGAAUCCAUCGGAAUCGCAGCAAGAUUUACUCUCGAACGAGGCGAGAUCGUAUUCGGUGCAGUCGUUACAACCGUUACAGAUGCCCGUCGACUAUGUUCUUGGCCCGGUCGAGAAGCAUUUCCUGCUCAGUGCGGAACGAGGUGAUUGUGCCACUGUCAAAAGGUUAAUUGAGGAGAACAAGGAUCAUCCCGAACUAUUAAAUAUUAAUUGCGUCGAUCCGCUAAAUCGAUCAGCACUGAUAGCUGCUAUCGAAAACGAGAACAUCGAGCUCAUUAAAUUAUUGCUUGAAUUAGGAAUCGAAGUAAAGGAUGCACUUUUGCAUGCUAUUAAAGAGGAAUAUGUGGAAGCGGUGGAGGUCUUACUGGAAUGGGAGGAAAGAAUACACAAGCCAGGGCAGCCUUAUAGCUGGGAAGUCGCGGAUGCAUCAUCGAAUUUCACACCUGAUAUAACACCGUUGAUCUUGGCAGCACAUAAAAAUAAUUAUGAAAUAUUGAAACUACUUUUAGAUCGCGGUGCAACACUUCCAAUACCUCACGAUGCUAGAUGCGGUUGCGAUGAAUGCGUUACUUCCAGCGAACAAGAUUCUCUUCGACACUCGCAAUCUCGGAUAAACGCAUACCGCGCGCUUACCUCGUCAUCUUUAAUCGCGCUUUCGUCAAAAGACCCACUUUUGACGGCCUUCGAGCUUUCAUGGGAACUACGUCGCCUCAGCAGGAUGGAGCAAGAAUUUCGCUCCCAAUAUAACGAGAUGCGGGAACUGACGCAACAAUUUUCAACUGCUCUAUUGGAUCACGCGCGGACAUCUUACGAAUUGGAAAUAAUGUUGAAUUAUAACCCAACUGGAGACAAUUGGGACCCUGGGGAGAGGCAGACCUUAGACCGACUUAAACUGGCUAUUAAAUAUAAACAGAAGCAAUUUGUCGCUCAUCCAAAUGUGCAACAAUUAUUGGCCGCUAUUUGGUACGACGGUCUUCCCGGAUUCAGGAGAAAAAGCAUGAUAGCACAAUUGCUGGAAGUUGGCAAACUCGGGGCAAUGUUUCCGAUUUACAGCACUAUUUAUAUGAUGGCACCUACUUCGCAGAUGGGAUUAUUUAUGAAGAAGCCAUUUGUCAAAUUCAUAUGCCAUUCCGCAUCAUACGCUUUCUUCCUAAUGCUUCUCGGUAUGGCGUCCCAAAGAGUUGAAUAUCUCUUGAUCGAAUUAUUUGGAAAUGCAUGGAUGCGGGAGAUACUUGCUGGCUGGAAAAAACGAGAACGCGGUUGUAUCCCUGGUUUCGUCGAAACAGGCGUAGUCAUCUAUGUGAUAAGCUUGAUUGUCGGCGAGAUUAGGUCUUUAUGGGCGGACGGAUUGAUUGAAUAUAUAUCGGAUCUGUGGAAUAUUGUGGAUUUUAUUCAAAAUACCUUUUACGUAAUCUGGAUAAGUUUGCGUAUCACGGCUUGGUGGAUAGUUCAGACAGAAUAUUGGAGUGGCUUAGACCCUUGGUAUCCAAGAGAUCAAUGGCACGCAUUCGAUCCGAUGCUUCUUUCGGAGGGGGCGUUUGCAGCCGGAAUGAUUUUCAGCUUUUUGAAACUCGUUCAUAUAUUCAGUGUAAAUCCUCAUCUCGGGCCACUCCAGAUUUCCCUCGGGAGAAUGAUAAUAGACAUUAUCAAGUUCUUUUUCAUCUACACACUCGUACUAUUUGCCUUUGGCUGCGGUAUGAAUCAACUGCUGUGGUAUUAUGCAGAUUUGGAGAAAAUGAAAUGUUAUCAUGCGUCUGACGAGAUACCGGAUUUUGAUAAUCAAGAGAAAGCUUGUUCUAUAUGGAGAAGAUUCGCUAACCUGUUCGAGACGUCGCAAUCUCUCUUCUGGGCAAGUUUUGGCAUGAUCGAUUUAUUGUCGUUUGAUUUAACGGGCAUUAAAAGUUUUACACGAUUCUGGGCACUCCUUAUGUUUGGCUCUUAUUCCGUGAUAAACGUCAUAGUGCUAUUGAAUAUGCUAAUCGCUAUGAUGUCUAAUUCUUAUCAAAUUAUUUCGGAAAGAGCUGAUACAGAGUGGAAAUUUGCCAGGAGCCACUUGUGGAUGAGUUACUUCGAGGAUGGUGAUACUGUACCACCACCAUUUAAUAUGAUUCCGACGAAUAAAACCUUUAAAAAGCUACUAAAAUAUGGAGGAGGCGAUCGUUCCACAAGAUCUUUUAUUAAAAAAUCUCGAGAAAGAGCCAUGAUUAGGCACGACAUCGUAAUGCGAGUGCUUAUACGUCGUUAUGUGACGGCUGAACAAAAAAAACGAGACGAGUUUGGUAUUACGGAGGAUGACGUCAGAGAAAUUCGACAGGAUAUUUCGACUUUCCGAUAUGAUUUGAUCGACAUUCUUAGACAGAAUGGAAUGCGCGCCCCGCAGAUUGAUAAAGAAGAAAUAACCAUACCCGGCAAAAAAGGCAAAGUGAUGGAACGUCGUCUGCAAAAGGAUUUCCAGAUUGGCAUGGUAGAAGGCAUUGUACAAGCUGUCAUUCAGAGUGAGAAGGAACCUAAGGACGUGUUCAGUCAAAUCGCAAAAGCAAUAGGACGAAAAGGAAGUGGUAGCACUAAAAAAGACUGGAAUGCCGUAGUGAGACAAAAUACUAUCGCAAAUGAUCCAAUAGGAAGUACAACUGAGGCGGUGCAACGUCAAACCAGACGAAGCUUACGUCGUCAUCUGCAACACCAACCCGAUUCAGAUCUGGCUUCCAUGGAUCCGAAACGGCUACUUGAUUAUAAUCCAAAUCUCUCCGAUUUUACACCGGUAACCAGAAUAGCUUAUGCCAAAUUCAUGAUGAGCAAAAACAAGCUAAACGAGCAACCUGAUGAUACAAAUGGUUCUUCGAAUGCAAAGGAGGAAAGUGUCGAUGUUCCUCGAAGAAGUAGCAAAAUAUUGAAGUCUAUGAGCGGAGGUAGUGUAAACAAAUUGGCAGAAAGAACGCUUGACGUUAAAGUUACCGAAAUUAGGUCUCCUUCGCCUAUACCCGAAGAUCCCGUAGAAGAAGAAGCUAGCAAGCAGUCAACAUCUUCAGGAACAUCUGAUCAAAAAAAAAAAAUUGAAGAAAAGGAUAAAUACAAAAAGAAAAGCGUGCAAGAACAAGAGAAGAAGGAUGGAGAGACAAACGAGGCAGAAAAGUUAGAAGAAAAAAAAGAAAAAAAGAAAAAGAAUGAAAAGUCCGAAAGUACACAAAAGGAUAACAGUGAAAAGACAGCGGAAACAAAUGAGGAAAAUGAUGAAAAGAAAAAUAUUGAAUCUGAUGCGAGGGAGCCAGUAGUUGCAUCAAUCCCAACUACAACACAGUUACGAGGAAAGUCAAAAGCGACGGGUCGAAUAAUGGGAGGUUGGAUCUAAAUUCAAAUAUCGAAUUAAACUUUAAUGUUUUUUUUUUUUCAAACGUUUUAUAUUUGUUAUAAUAAUAAUGUAUCCGCGUGCAUUGAAAAAACAUUAUUUAUAUCGUAUUGUCUUUAUCUAAAUAGAAUAAAAUCUCGAAGUACCCAGUUCAAUAUAAGAAAAUAUAUAUUAUGAUAACUGAUAAGAGCUUGGCAUAAUUCGCCACGUAUUACGAAAUGAUUUAUUUCAUUCGCAACGCGAUUUUGUGUUUCAAAUGUUUUACAAGCGAUAUUCUAUAAAUAUAUCAAUAUUCAGAAUAUAUUAUA